AGCCUUUGAUCUCUGCUCUCAUGCUAACGGCAUAUUCAUCUUCCCUUGGUAAAUCAUUUCAUCGCCAAAACGAGAAGAAUAUCCGCGCCAGAAGAGGGCUUGCAUUCAGAUGAGAGACUCGAGUCUCGCCUUGGGAGCCCUAAAUUUAGGGGUUCUACGGAUCUAAAGGAACAAUGCACUGUUGUUCGCUUGCAUCCCCAUUAUCGUCACCGCCGCCCAGUCAAACCCCCCCUAUUAUGAUAUGACUUUGGGAGUCUACCUAGUGGUACCUGCACUUAUGGCCGCCAGCUCAUAACCUAUCAUAUAACGUCAAUCUGGCUUUGCGGGCCUGGCGAGCUGUGCGACCGGGGGUGAUAGGGCCCAUUGAAACCAAGCCUUUCAAUUUUGUUUGGAUCGCUGGAUCGGUAACCCGGUGCCUUGUGUCACGUAUGGGGUUCACAUCCCCGGCUAGUGGCACCCAGCACACGGUCAAGAUCUCACCCUGGUGGUGGACCUCUGCUGUGUCCGUGUUGUUCUGGAGUGCUUCUUUGCUUUUUCGUCGGUUGUCGAGUGAGUGCCUAUGAUUAAGUUCUCCGUGGGGUGGGUAGGAGAGGUUGGCUGAGGGAUCGGGGCACAAGGGUUUCUCCUCAGGGGGUUGAGGGGCCUCUCAGUUAUUUCAUAAAUUUAAUGCACACUUGUCUGUACAACCUUUAAGAUCCCCUAUUUCUAGUAUCACGGAGAGCCGCGUGUUCGGUGGAGCUCCCGGGAGCUCCCUUCGCUCGUUUUGCUUAUGGACUACACCCCUUCUAAGAAGCAUAACGAUUUAUGCUUUCUACCGCAGCGAUGCUCGAGCACACCACUGUUGUGCAGAUUACAUGGAGGAAAUUUGUAUAGUAGGGUUAACAACCGGAGGCUCAUCGUGUCACCUCGGAAACUCAUCCUCUUGUUUAUCCAGCCUUGUUCUAAACAGGGCUGGGGUACCUAAAUUUGCUGGGGCGGUCGACAGAAACGAUUUCCGGUAGGAAUUUACUUCUUAAUAUAUACAUAGAACCCCAACAUAGCCCUAGCACAAUCCCGUCGUUGGAGGACCGUCUACGGUAAUCCACGACUGCGUGGUAUGAUACUGGUAUCUGGUGGUGCCAUCAAUAUUCUGGAAUACUAAUACUUAUGGUCUCCCUUCUGCUAUGACCGCUUUACAAGAUCUCACGCAAACAAUACUUAUUAAGGUCUUUGCACCACAACGGAGGCAGUUUUAGAAACCCACAAUACCGCACUGUACGAGUAAUUGCCCGUCGGGUGCUCGCAUGGCCUUACUGAUUUAGACGAACUCUCCGUUGGUGGUGUUGGGCACAAGGAGAGUAUCAAAAGCUGUCGAUUUCCCCGCGCCCUGUUUAUCCUAGACUCAGACUGUUCCAUUCAGAACGCCCGUUCCGGGCUAGGGCCUCAGCGCCUGUAUUACAACGGGUACUGAUGUGUCAGGUUGGCAUCGAAAGUCUCAAUUGCCUGAGCGAGAUCAAUCUGAUAUAGGGCCAACUGCCGGCCGGUCGGCUGUGGUGGCCAUGUCUUGAGGGAGAUCCCAAACAAAUUUUGGGGAGAAACUGAGAGAAAUCUCACCAAAUCUGGGGGAUGGCUAUCGGGAAAAGCUUCCAACUUCCCGGGAGAGGAUUUCUAAAGCUAAGUUAUCGCAGAGGGUAAUCCAACCAACAUUUGAUACAAAACCCCGGUAAUCCAUUUCGUUGGACUCAGGAUGAAUUGAUGGUGCCGAGAAAGAUUUUUUUUUUCUUUUUAGCGAGUAUGCGUGAUCGGUGGUGGGCUCUGAUACACACGAGACCGGUAGUCGCCGGGUGCGUGGGGAAAGUUGUAGGUGUAACAAGGUCUACUCAGCGCAUCUGUUGAAACGCCUCGUUGUGGGUGCAAUUACUUGCUCAGGGGGUUCGACGGGGAGAGGAGGGGGAGAAACAAAGCUAUGCAGGUGCUUUAUUGGCGCGCUUUUGUCGAAUAGUUUGAAGAUCAAGAGUAUGCGUUUUUAUAUAAACACGUAUUCAGA
Messenger RNA from Tuber melanosporum (Perigord truffle), 2026 nucleotides. RefSeq lists its product as uncharacterized. The record is from RefSeq and is a predicted model, not a curated record. Lineage: Eukaryota; Fungi; Ascomycota; Pezizomycetes; Pezizales; Tuberaceae. The coding region runs from base 770 to 964 and encodes 64 amino acids. The transcript has a single exon.